UGUAUAAAUCUUUAGACCAUACUUUUUAGUACUGUUUUAUCCAGAUUUUAAUGGCGACCAACAUGAACUUCAAGAACUUCGGAAGUAGCCAACCGCCACAAGCAGCCGACGGCGGUGUGAAUACUCUGUUAAGUAGACAGUCAUCAAUCUAUUCUCUAACCUUCGAUGAGUUUCAAAGCACCAUGGGUGGCACAGGAAAAGAUUUUGGGUCACUGAAUAUGGAUGAGUUAUUAAGGAACAUUUGGAGCGCUGAAGAAACGCAAGCAUUGGCUUCUGCCGGUGGUGGCCUAGACGGAAAUGGAGGGUUACAAAGGCAGGGGUCCCUGACUUUGCCUAGGACCCUUAGCCAGAUGACAGUUGAUGAAGUUUGGAAAAAUAUUUCAAAGGAGUAUUCCAUAGGGAAAGAUGGGAUUGGAACUGCAUGGACUAAUGAUAAUAUACCCCAAAGGCAGCAGACCUUAGGGGAGAUGACUUUGGAAGAGUUUUUGGCGAGGGCUGGUGUGGUAAGAGAGGACGCCCAAUUUGCUGGGAAGGUCAAUAAUGUUCAUGGAGGGUUCUUUGAUGAGUUUCAACAAGGUGGUAGAGGUCCAAAUUUGAUGGGGAAUAGGGUUUCUGAAGGUGGUAAUCAAAUUGGAUUUCAGGCUUCCAAUUUGCCUUUCAAUGUUAAUGGAGUUAACUCAAACCACCACCACUUAGCUCAGCAGCAAACUCAGCAUAACAACCACCAGCAGCAGCGGCACCAGCAACCGAUAUUUCCUAAACAACCUGUUAUGGGAUUUGGAUCUCAGUUGGGGAGUCCCGGAAAUAGAGGGGGAACUACUGGGAUUGGGGAUCAGGGGCUAAGCAAUGGUCUUAUACAGGGUGGAGACUUGGGGAUUGUUGGCUUAGGAGGGCCAGUCGGCUUUCCAACCGGAUCACCGGCUAACCAGCUUUCAUUGAAUGCAAUUGGGACGAGUACUGCAGACAAUUCUUCUAUCUCGCCGGUUCAUGUGUUUAAUGGAAGUUUGAAGGGUAGGAAAUCCAGUGCAGUUGAAAAGGUUGCUGAGAGGAGGCAAAGGAGAAUGAUAAAGAACAGAGAAUCCGCAGCAAGAUCUCGAGCUCGAAAGCAGGCUUAUACAACGGAACUGGAAGAAGAAGUCGCAAAGCUAAAAGAGGAGAACGAAGAAUUGCAGAAGCAAAACGUAUGUUCUUACCUUUCUUUGUUCCAGUGUGUUCGUCCACAUAUUUACAUUCUUUCUUGACUGUACUUUGGUUGCUGCAGGUAGAAAUAAUGGAAAUGCAGAAAAAUCAGGUACCAGUCCACUUCUGUUUUUCUUUUAUUUUGUAAUCUCUAAACUGGCUGCUUAGUUAUUUAGAUUUGAGGUACUUUGUUCAAUUCUCAAGAACUAUUUGGUGGCACCACAGGCCAUGGAGAAAAUGAACAUGCACCAAGGAACUACGAAACGAUGCUUGCGAAGAACAUCCACCGGCCCAUGGUGAAAUGAAAACAUAGUGCUAUCUUGGUUAGUAGAUGGUUGUAGAUAUUCAAGUCACAGGGUAAUAGUUUGGGUCUUCCUUUAGAUUUGAAUUGAUGAAUUAGUGCAAUGUAGAUAAAAAAGAAAACACAAUAUUGGUAGUAG
Molecule: messenger RNA, 1619 nt
Organism: Hibiscus syriacus
Lineage: Eukaryota; Viridiplantae; Streptophyta; Magnoliopsida; Malvales; Malvaceae
Product: bZIP transcription factor 46-like
Exons: 3
Coding region: 51-1241 (396 amino acids)
Biological process (GO): positive regulation of DNA-templated transcription
Cellular component (GO): nucleus
Molecular function (GO): DNA-binding transcription factor activity
Source: RefSeq, a predicted model, not a curated record